Messenger RNA from Peromyscus leucopus (white-footed mouse), 973 nucleotides. It is a transcript of the gene Mrps10, whose product is annotated as mitochondrial ribosomal protein S10. NCBI's taxonomy places the organism in Eukaryota, Metazoa, Chordata, Mammalia, Rodentia, Cricetidae. Gene Ontology annotation, cellular component: mitochondrion; mitochondrial small ribosomal subunit. Bases 28 to 633 code for a protein of 201 amino acids. The record is from RefSeq and is a predicted model, not a curated record. The transcript has 7 exons.
GCGAUCCUGGGAGGUCAGGGCACCAAGAUGGCGGCGCGCGCGGCGUGUGCGGUCGUGUGCAGGCGCCUGCAGCAGGAACUGGGGAAUUUGUCUGUAAAUGGUUCUAAGCACAGUACGGCCCAAACUGGCGGCCUCCUGCUCAGCGCCAGUAUGAAGUGGGCACCGUUGUCAAGCCUGCACGUUGAUGUUCCAAGGGAUUUGACCAAACCGACGAUAAGCACUUCCGAUGAGCCGGACACAUUGUAUAAACGCCUGUCCAUUUUAGUGAAAGCCCACGACAAGGCUGUACUAGACAGUUAUGAGUAUUUUGCCGUUCUCGCUGCUAAAGAACUUGGCAUUUCUAUUAACGUACACGAACCACCAAGGAAAAUAGAGCGAUUCACUCUGCUCAAGUCGGUGCACAUUUUUAAGAAGCACAGAGUUCAGUAUGAGAUGAGGACGCUCUACAGAUGUUUAGAGUUAAAACACCUGACUGGGUGCACAGCCAACGUCUACUUGGAAUAUAUCCAGCGGAACCUGCCUGAAGGGGUUGCCAUGGAAGUAACAAAGACACAGAUACAGCAGUUGCCAGAACAUAUCAAGGAGCCAAUGUGGGAAACACUCACUGAGGAGAAAGAGGAAAGCAAGUCCUAGCCUGGGGUGCCACCUGGGCCUGGAGGGAGCCGAGCAGGCCUGCCAUGAGUGCCAUGGACAGCUCCAGCUGAGGAGCCGAGCAGGCCUGCCGUGAGUGCCAUGGACAGCUCCAGCUGUGGAACCGAGCAGGCCUGCCGUGAGUGCCAUGGACAGCUCCAGCUGAGGGCAAGUCAGGCCCCCGACCCUGCUCUGUUGACUCCACACACUGGAGCCUUCAUGGCAGGCUGAAGAAACACUGUAUCUGUUCUUUUCUGCCUGAUCUUGCUUCUGUUCCGGUUUGAACAACAUUAGCAGACUUCUGUAUAACUUGAAAUAAAAUAUCCAGAUUUACGCACUUACA